This is a messenger RNA of Musca domestica (house fly), 555 nucleotides long. RefSeq lists its product as uncharacterized. The transcript is spliced from 2 exons. NCBI's taxonomy places the organism in Eukaryota, Metazoa, Arthropoda, Insecta, Diptera, Muscidae. Bases 1 to 555 code for a protein of 184 amino acids. The record is from RefSeq and is a predicted model, not a curated record.
AUGGGUUUCAGGGUUAUGAUUUUAAUGGUAAUGGGCCUGGGAGCCAUGUAUAUGCUUCAUCUAUUGGCACAGGAUUGGGAUAAAAUACGUCAACCAGUGCCCGCAGCUGUUUCACGUCUGCUAACAGGUGCCAGUCGAAAUCUGGAUAAUUUCAUUGUACGUGGUCGACGUGACCUAAGCGGCGCUGGAUAUCAACGUCACAUACGACGUCUGCCAGAAAAAGGGGCAACGAGGAAAACAAAUUCCACUGCAAAUGUUGUCGACUGGAAACGCAUACUGUCCCGCGAUCCUUUUGAAUGCCUCCAAUCGUUGGUGUGCCAACUUUUAUCCGGUGCCGAGAAAAACUCCGAAGAGGCAGUGUUAAUAUGUGAUUUCCUGGAGGAGAAUAUAAGUGUGGCCCCAGCGAAAAUUGGUAGAGCCUUUAGUCGUGGCUUGGCUUAUCGUGGUCGCACCGAACGUUGUUACGAUGAUUAUCCUUUUUGUUGGUACUCGGCCAAGACAAUGUUGAAAAUGUUGAAAUGGUUAGCCGAUACUGUGGAUAAUUAUAAACCAUAG